Bombyx mandarina (wild silkworm) is the source of this 925-nucleotide messenger RNA. Its product is annotated as transmembrane protein 70 homolog, mitochondrial. Gene Ontology annotation, biological process: mitochondrial proton-transporting ATP synthase complex assembly. NCBI's taxonomy places the organism in Eukaryota, Metazoa, Arthropoda, Insecta, Lepidoptera, Bombycidae. Gene Ontology annotation, cellular component: mitochondrial membrane. The record is from RefSeq and is a predicted model, not a curated record.
AACCAAACAGGUCUAAAAGGUGCUGUAACUAAUGGCCGUCCAUUAAUUUAAAAGUAAAAAAUCUAAAAAAAAAUUUGUUUUUCCGUUCCGGAUUCACAUUUCCAUUUUCCGUAAAGUAUUGGAAAAUCUAAUGGAACUUGUAGUUUAUUUGCAACAUUUUUAUCAUUAACGAGUUAAAUUGUACUUAUUAAUUAAAAUCAUGAUUCGUUUAUGUCUGAAACAAUUUGGCAACGAAAGUAAAUUAGCAGUUUUAGCACUAACAGAUCCAUCAAAGAGCUUAAAAUGUACUAGUACAUUCAACUCAAUCACUAGGAAAUAUGCCAUAAAACUGAAGGAAGAAACACCUAUAGGCACAGAAAAAAUAUAUUACGGAACAUUAACACCUCAGAUAAAGGCCAUAAAAAUAUUCUCUUUAUGCACAAGCAUAGCAGGUAUUGCUAUUCAACCUAUGUUAAUAAGAGAAGCAUCAAGCAUAGGAAGUACUUCUUUAUUGGUAGCCAUAUGUUCAGUGGUGGGAUUCUUCACGUUUGUAACUCCAAUACUGCUGCAUUUCAUCACCAAAAAGUAUGUUACCGAAAUUUACUACAACGCCGAAACUUCGACAUACAAAGCGAUUACAAUUAAUUUCUUUGCAACAAAACGAAUUCAUGAAUUCAAAGUAGAAGAUGUAUUUGUUCCUGAUGUACCAGGAAUGUUCACUACUAUGCAUGCUAAUGGCAAGCCGCUGUUCAUUGAAGCACGAUUCUUCAAUAACCCACUGCACUAUGCAAAGAUCAUGGGCUAUGAUAAGCCAAUGGAUUUUAAACUAGGAGAAACGCAAGAAAGUAAAAACCAAAAGUAAAUUGUUAUAAAUGUUUGUAAGUCUUAGACUCAAAAUAUCAGUUGUGGUUCAAAUUAAAGUUUAGUUAAACCAUUAUUUCUUCUA